Molecule: messenger RNA, 2348 nt
Organism: Drosophila navojoa
Lineage: Eukaryota; Metazoa; Arthropoda; Insecta; Diptera; Drosophilidae
Gene: dind
Product: diamond
Source: RefSeq, a predicted model, not a curated record
CUGUAAAACUACAUUUCAAUAAUUUACUCAUUUUGUUUUGAAAAUCUCAGUUUCAAAAUUACCGGUUUUAUUUCCCGUUUUUAAUGUGUCGAUAGGCUCCGAAUUAUUGCGUUAACGUUGCUCAGUUUCGCGCUUACGUUACUCAGCCGGCGUUUACGUUUGUUUUGGUUCUGCGCACAUGGAAAAUGCUAUAUGUCAGAGCGAGACAUCAAAUCAGCUCGUCUCGCAACUGCAUCCCUGGUCUGCACAUAUGAAUAACGUAAAUAUUGUUGAAAGCCAAUGCAAUAAAAUCUCUAAAUUGUUGUGCAAAAUAACUACGCAUAUAAUGGAAAGAUUAACGGCAUGUUUCGGACGCCGUCAAUUGGCCAACGAGCUAAAGCAGAAACAGGCCAUAACAGAUCAGCUACUGCAGCGCAUACUCUAUUCGAAAAGAUUGCUAGUUGAUCAUGUGGAGGCUCUGGAGCAAUGUAUGCAAAGCCAUCCCGAACAGGCAACCGGCCGGCAGUUGCUAACCACGCGGAGUGCUUGCAUUUUGUUGGGCGGCACCGUUCUACAGCAUCUGGUUACUCCGCGUGGCCUGCGAUUGUCGCUGAUGCCAUCCAUCCUCCUGACCACCACAUUUGGCGCCCUAUGCGUCGUCAAGAGCGUUUUUGUCUGCCGCAACAAAAUCGUGGAGCGCAAACUCGAGGAGCUAGUGAAGACCAUCGAUGAGUUUGGCAAUUGCAUAAGGCGCAACAUGACCUACUUUCAAGAGAUUAUCAUUAUGAAACAGGCCGAGCUGAUUGAAUCACGUCAAAUUGAACGCGCCUGGGACUGCAUUACGGCGGCUAAGGAGGUCACCGAAAUCCUCUAUGAUGCGACACGCAAACUGGAGCUCGACUAUCCCCUGCCCCCCAAAUACGGAGCCUACUAUGCGCCCAUGGAAGAGCUGCGCGAAUGCGAAUACUUUAAGAACAAUGUCACGGACUACAGUCCGAAGCACAUAAAGGACUUUCACAACAUAUUCGCCUAUGUGCAGUCACAGUAUUUGCUGCGUCUGGCGCUCACCAUUAUGACGCGACCGUCAAUUUCGCAGCUGAGCGAGGACUUGGUGAAGAUUGACAACCAGGUGCGACAGCUCGUGCAGGAGGAGGAGCAGCAUUUCAAGAAUCUAUCGAUUGCCAUGCAGAACAAGAAACAAUUGGAAAUCGAGCAGCUGCACGCAGCCAAGGCUGAGCAACAGAAAAGCGGCCCCAUUGCGGUGCUGCAGCACUCGUCCCUGAAGCUCAGCGCCUGCAUGGUGGCUGUGGCCGGCGAGUGCCAGGCACUCGAUGUCACCCUGCAGAAGCUGACCGCCGCCGAGGCGGCCAAGAAGAACAAUGCAGAGCAGCUCGUGGCUGUGGCCAACAAUAUGCGUGGCAUUGAGAAUGCUCUGGCCGUGUGCUGCGAUGAUUUCCAGCGGCUGAUGCUCGUCUAUAACAAGUUUCUGAAUAGCAAAUUGGAUCUGGGCGUCGAUAACGCUGAGAAAAGUAAGUCGCCCGCCAAACAAGAUGAAUUCCCGGAGAGUAUUUUACGCGUCGAGUACUCGCAGCAUCCCAAUGAGCCGCAAAAGUGCGAUGACUUCUAUGCCUACAUGUACGACGAGCAGGAGGCGCGACAGUUCGAAGACGAACAGCCGGCGCCGUAUCCGACACCCGAAAAGGAGUUGCUCAACUUCGAGAAGCGCAUUACCAAGGGCAAGUUCAAGCCGGUGCUGAGGCAGCUCAAAGAUCGUAUUGAUCCCAUUCGCCGGGUGAUGCUGGAGAAGGAGCGCGAAGUGCUCGCCGCGAAAGGUAUCAAUGUAGACGAGCUAUUCGGCAAAGUGGAGCAACUGGAGCAGGAGCAACAAGCGCAACAGGACAAUCGCCUAAAGGAGCCAACAAGUCCCAGUGACUCAGAAUCUGAUUCAGCGGAUGAGCUAUACGAAAAGCGCAGCAAACAAAUCAAAGAGCGCGACAAUUUUGCCGAAAUGCGUCAGUUUCUUGCCCAGAAAGAAGCCGUCAAUCUGUUCCAGCUGGACGGACAGAUGCGUCAGCUGCUGGCCUCAAAGGCAGGCGACUCACUGCCGCCACGGCCGGCGCCUGCCCUGGAGGAGGAGCUGAUCGAAAGCGAAUGCUAGACCCCCAUUAGUCGCAUUAUCUUAAUAGUUUCGCAACCUAUCUAUAAACAUUUCAAAGAUAAGCAGCUGGCACAGCUGGCGACCACAGUUCGUCAUCUAUCGGCUUCUCUCUCUGACUGUUUUGCGCCUUUCACCGUUUUCUCGGAUUCUUUUUUCGUGCUGUACAAAAAGUCAAAACCAAAUAACAAAAAUAACAAUAAACAAAUAUAGA